Molecule: messenger RNA, 798 nt
Organism: Saccharomyces mikatae IFO 1815
Lineage: Eukaryota; Fungi; Ascomycota; Saccharomycetes; Saccharomycetales; Saccharomycetaceae
Gene: RVS161
Product: amphiphysin-like protein RVS161
Exons: 1
Coding region: 1-798 (265 amino acids)
Biological process (GO): actin filament organization; endocytosis; plasma membrane tubulation
Cellular component (GO): mating projection tip; medial cortex; Rvs161p-Rvs167p complex
Molecular function (GO): protein binding; lipid binding
Source: RefSeq, a predicted model, not a curated record
AUGAGUUGGGAAGGUUUCAAAAAGGCUAUUAACAGAGCUGGUCAUAGUGUGAUAAUUAAGAACGUCGACAAGACCAUUGAUAAAGAGUAUGAUAUGGAAGAACGUCGUUAUAAAGUUCUUCAAAGGGCGGGUGAGGCAUUACAAAAAGAAGCCAAGGGCUUUUUGGACUCAUUGAGAGCUGUGACAGCAUCACAAACCACCAUCGCUGAAGUCAUUUCUAAUUUGUAUGAUGAUUCGAAGUAUGUUGCCGGUGGUGGCUACAACGUUGGUAAUUAUUAUCUACAAUGUGUUCAAGAUUUUGAUAGUGAAACUGUUAAACAAUUGGACGGACCCCUAAGAGAAACCGUGCUGGAUCCGAUUACAAAGUUCUCGACAUAUUUUAAAGAGAUCGAGGAGGCAAUAAAGAAAAGAGAUCAUAAGAAACAAGAUUUCGAUGCUGCAAAGGCAAAAGUUCGUAGAUUGGUGGACAAACCAGCUAAGGAUGCUUCUAAAUUACCAAGGGCUGAAAAAGAGUUGAGUCUUGCCAAAGAUAUAUUCGAGAAUCUCAACAACCAAUUGAAAACUGAAUUGCCCCAAUUAGUUUCAUUGAGAGUACCUUUUUUCGACCCAAGUUUUGAAGCACUAAUCAAGAUUCAACUGAGAUUUUGUACUGAUGGUUAUACCCGUUUAGCGCAAAUUCAGCAGUAUUUAGACCAACAGUCAAGAGACGAUUAUGCUAAUGGGUUAUUAGAUACUAAAAUAGAAGAACUACUAGGACAAAUGACGAGUCUAGAUAUCUGUGCCCUGGGGAUAAAAUAA